AUGGCAAGCGCCGUGAAAGGUCCUCUGGGACGAUUCCGAAAACACGAUUCUCCCUCGCCACUUCAUGAGCGAUGGGGUGACGUGAGAAUCACCGUUCCGACUGAGGGGUCCUGGAAUCAAUAUGAGAAUCCUCGCCAGUCCUCGCUCCGAGAAGGGACCUGCAGCACGGGCUUCGUGCCUGCCGCCAUGAGUCGCAGCCACGACGAUGAGACGGCUCCGUUGACAGAAUAUGACCAUCGAAUUGCCAGGCCCAGCUCAUUGUCCGUCAAAGCUCUAAACCCGCGCCGACUAUCUGUGCGGCUCAAUCCUCGAUCCAAGACCUCGAACGACUCUCCCCAGGAGAAAAACCAACAGCCCACCACCAAAGCGGAACGCAGACGGUCUCAGUUCGCCUACAGACCCAUUCAGCAAGACUACCCCACCGAAAUCGCUGAAAAGACAGCAUUCCCAGAGCCCCGUUCUCCACGAUUCAAAUACAUACCCGCUGGCGCUCAAUUCACAGAAGAGCUUAGAGCGAUCUCGCCAGAGCUUCAUUCCAGCCGUCGUGCGAGCUCCUAUAUCCCUUACGAUGAAGGCUCUCUGGAACGGCGUGCGCGGCCUCGGACCCGUUUUGACCAGCUCGAAGAUGCAUCCGGAGACCAAGUGUUUGAGGGGGGGCACCAUCACUUUAGACAAUCGCGAUCUUUGGCCUCCCCGCGCCGAAGCGAGGCGAGCAGUAGCCGACGCGCCAGCGCUUCGGUGGAGAGGGGUCUCAAGCUCUCGACGUUUGACAAAAGAGCUACUCGGCUGGGGAAGUACAUGACCACAGCCAUGGUACCUGAUCCAGACCAGCUAUACGAAUGA
Messenger RNA from Aspergillus fijiensis CBS 313.89, 843 nucleotides. RefSeq lists its product as uncharacterized. The record is from RefSeq and is a predicted model, not a curated record. The transcript has a single exon. NCBI's taxonomy places the organism in Eukaryota, Fungi, Ascomycota, Eurotiomycetes, Eurotiales, Aspergillaceae. The coding region runs from base 1 to 843 and encodes 280 amino acids.